AUGGAAUUAAAUCAAUAGCUGAAUAAUCUUUCGUUGUAGCAAUAACAAUAAUAAGAAGAAGAUAUCUACGAUGUUAUUGUGAUUGGCUCAGGUAUUUCAGGCUUAGCAACUGCUCAUAACUUAGUUAAAAAUAACUAUAAGGUUAAGAUUUUAGAAGCUAGGAGUGUUUAUGGUGGUAGAAUUUCCAAGAAUGAAAAUCUGGCCAACUUUGCAGUAGAGACUGGAGGAGAAGAAAUCCACCUUAGGAAAAGCGCUUACUUCUAGCUAGCAAAAGAUAUGGGAGCAGACAUCAUAUCUGAGAUAAGCCACAGCAUUUAUUUUGUAGAACACCCUGAAAAAGAAGAAAUGAUUACUGAAGAUGAUUUCUUUGAGCAGUUCCCUCAAUAUGAUAUUUGGGACAUGACAGAAAAAGAAUACGAUCAACUUUCUUUUGAUGUUUCAAUUAAGGAUUACUUAGAAGAAAAAAAAAUCUAUAGUAAAUGUGGAAAAUUCUAUCAAAAUUUACUUGGCACAGAAAAUGGAACUUAAUUAUCUAAGAUUUCAUGGAAAGGAGUCUAAGAAUAUGAUAAGUUAGUUGAAAAAAGCGAUCAUUCAAUGAUCACAAAUAUGUCCCAUUAUGAUGUAAUCACAAAGGCUUUUGGUGAUGUGCUACCUCUUAUAUAAUAUAGCUCUCCAGUUAGCAAAAUCGAUUAUUCUGAUGAAAAAUCAAUUAAAAUAACCAUUAAAGAUGGAAGAACCUUCUAUUCUAAGCAAGUUUUAAUCACAGUAACAAUUAGUUAGCUGAAAAAUAAUUCUAUUGAAUUCAUACCUUCUCUCCCAUAAAACAAACUUGAUGCAAUUAAAACAAUAAAUUUUGGCAUAUCUGGUAAAUUGCAAUAUCGUUUUAAAGAGAGAUUUUGGCCAGAAAAUUUCAAUUCUAUAAUACUUUGGGACCAUGAUUUCGGUAUGACUUGGAAUAGCAGUCUUUGUAAGGACAGAUCUAAAAGUAAUGUGCUAACAACUUUGUUAGUAGAAGAAGUAGCUAUCAAAGUAGAAGAUGAAUAAAUUAGAAAAGAAUUAAUUUCUACUUUUUUGAAAAAGCUAGCAAAGCUUUUUAAGAACGAUAAAAUUCCUGAACUUCUUGAAGAUCAUAUCUAUACAGGUUACUCUACUAAGGAAUACAUAGAAGGAGGAUAUACAACUCCAACUUUACACUGGACAAAAGAAAGACAAGACUUGGCAGAGCCUUUAUAAAACAGACUAUUUUUCGGUGGUGAAGCAACCAGCAUUUUAAACCACUCCACGAUUCAUGGUGCUUAUGAAUCUGCUUUGGUUUAGACUGAAAAUAUUUUACUAAGCAAUAAAAAAUGA
Molecule: messenger RNA, 1350 nt
Organism: Tetrahymena thermophila SB210
Lineage: Eukaryota; Ciliophora; Oligohymenophorea; Hymenostomatida; Tetrahymenidae
Product: flavin containing family amine oxidase
Exons: 1
Molecular function (GO): oxidoreductase activity
Source: RefSeq, a predicted model, not a curated record